Messenger RNA from Opisthocomus hoazin, 696 nucleotides. The record is from RefSeq and is a predicted model, not a curated record. Lineage: Eukaryota; Metazoa; Chordata; Aves; Opisthocomiformes; Opisthocomidae.
UCAGGGGCUUGGCCGCGGUUACGCAACCAGGACAAACUUUCAGCUUCUCACAGGCCUGCCGCGGCGCCGGAGCAGCAACGUGCGGGCAGGGUGCAGCUGCGCACGCGUGUCUUUCUUUCCUGCCUCUCACAGCACGGCGUUGAGGACACGGCAGCAGAAUGCGAAAGGCUGGGAGCCACUGUUCAAGCCUUCGUGGUGGACUGCAGCAAAAGGGAGGAGAUCUACAGAGCUGCAGAGAAGGUGAAGAAGGACAUUGGGGAUGUCUCCAUCUUGGUGAAUAACGCUGGCGUGAUUACAGCUGCCGACCUGCUCUCGACUCAGGACCACCAGAUUGAAAGAAUGUUUGAAGUCAACAUUCUGGCUCACAUGUGGACCACAAGAGCUUUUCUGCCAACCAUGAUGAAAAACAACCACGGUCACAUUGUCACGGUGGCUUCGGCAGCAGGUCAUUUUGUGACUUCUUUCAUGGUGGCUUAUUGUUCAAGCAAGUUUGCUGCAGUUGGAUUUCAUAAAGCUCUGACAGAGGAGCUGUCUAGCCUGGGAAAGGAUGGAAUAAAAACUACGUGUCUUUGUCCGGUUUUCAUAAACACUGGAUUUGUCAAAAACCCCAGGACAAGGCUUGGAAAGAUUUUGGAGACUGAAGAGGUUGUAGAGGCCCUGAUGGAAGGAAUACUGACCAACCAGAAAAUGAUUUUU